Gadus macrocephalus (Pacific cod) is the source of this 2279-nucleotide messenger RNA. RefSeq names its product splicing factor ESS-2 homolog. The coding region runs from base 230 to 1648 and encodes 472 amino acids. The transcript is spliced from 10 exons. NCBI's taxonomy places the organism in Eukaryota, Metazoa, Chordata, Actinopteri, Gadiformes, Gadidae. The record is from RefSeq and is a predicted model, not a curated record. Gene Ontology annotation, cellular component: catalytic step 2 spliceosome.
GACAGCAGACGUAGACGUGUGCGUCAUUUUUACACGAGCAACACGGUAGCUGCUUGUUUUUAGCUUAAGGUACCUUUAGUUAUAGCAAGCUGUUGAGUGUGUUUAGUCGGAAACUAAUAUCAUUCUGUUUUUUGUUAGUCGAUUGACAGUUGAAUCCGCGUUUAUUAUAUCUGAUCGCGUUGCGUUCGAGUGGUUUAUUGACCUGAACAGGUCAAAAACAGCGACAACAAUGGAGGGCAGCGCUAGUGUUAGAAGAGCACUGUGUGGGACCCUGGUCGCUCCUAAUUUGAACACGGUUGCCCUACGACAGCAGCCCGAAGAGCAGGGGAUAUACAAUCGGAAAGUUCUGGAUGAAGAGGACUACAUUGAGAGUUUAGAGAAGAUUAUCCAGAGGGACUUCUACCCAGACGUCACUAGACUCCAAGCCCAGAGGGAUUACCUGGACGCAGAAGAAUGUGGUGACCUGGGACGGAUGAGAGAGAUCUCCAUCCGUUACGGCUCAUCUUUAAACAAGUCAACACCACGAUCCACCGCCCCAUAUGUCACGCCCGCUAGUUUUGACACUCCGUUAGGACAUGCUGGAUCUCCGUCCUCCAUCAGUGGCAGGACUGCCCCCAGCAUCAAGAGUGUAGACGGAGAGGGCAACGAGAAAAGAGAACUGCCCUGCCUGGAUCGUUUCCUUGCGAAGAACACCAGCGAGGACAAUGCGUCAUUUGAGCAGAUCAUGGAGCUGGCUGAAGACAAGGAGAAGCUGAGACAUUCAUGGUUAUACGAUGCAGAGGCUGAGUACAAACAGCGCCGGGAAGAAAACCUGGCAUUACCCUCGGCAGAGAAGAUGGCCAUCGAUUGUGUAAAAGCUGGCUUGGAGACCUGGGAGUACAAAGCAAAGAAUGCCCUAAUGUACUACCCUGAGGGGGUUAAAGAUGACACUCUGUUCAAAAAGCCACGGGAGGUGAUUCACCUGAACACUCGCUUUGCCGUAGACCCGUUCAGCAAAGCCCUCAACAAAACCCAGAUUCAGCAGGCUGCGGCCCUCAAUGCACAGUUUAAACAGGGUAAAGUCGGACCAGAUGGGAAAGAUCUCAUCCGCAAUGACUCCCCAAUGGUCAACGGAUACGGCUUUGAAGGAUCUCCCUCCCCAGCACCUGGUGUAGCCGACUCCCCACUGAUGACCUGGGGAGAGAUCGAGAGCACUCCCUUCCGCCUGGAUGGAUCUGACACCCCGUACGCAGAAAGAAACCACGGCCCCUCCUUUAAAAUUCCAGAGCCGGGGAGAAGGGAGCGCUUGGGUUUAAAGAUGGCUAACGAGGCCGCGGCCAAAACCCGCGCCAAGAAGCAGGAGGCCUUGAGGAAAGUGUCAGAGAACCUUGCAAGUUUAACUCCCAAAGGCCUCAGCCCGGCUCUCACGCCAGCCCUCCAGAGACUCGUCAACCGCACAUCGAGCAAGUACACUGACAAAGCCCUGAGGGCGAGCUACACACCGUCCCCGUCGCACAGUGCCAGCGGCUGCAAAACCCCCCUGAGCGGCCCUUCCACCCCCAUAGCCACGCCCACCAAGGGAAAGACCCCCGGCUCACAGGACACGUCCUCGCUCACAGACGAUUUGCUGCAGCUGCCCAAGCGACGCAAAGCCGCCGACUUUUUCUAACGGUAAACGACUUCUGCAGGAACGCCGCUGCAGGGCUCGAGACCUCGUUCUGCGCUUCGAUCAUGCCGAUCUAAGCGAUAUUCUGCCGUGGAGAAACUUGAAUACGGUGAAUAAUUUGUACAUCUUUUACUCGCUUACGUAAUUUUGUUUACUGAACCUUUUGAACGCUCAAAUCUUGAAUCUGAAUGCUUACUUUUGAAUUUGUUUUUCCAUCUGCCUAGGCCUCCUUUGUAGAUGUUAGUGUCACAACUAAAUAAUAUAUGUCCUGCUUACAUUAGGCAUGCUUAUUAUUGUUCCAUAAGUUAUAAUGAUUUCAAAUAAAAGUGCAGUGGAGUGGUUCAGAAUAUAAUGGUUCUGUGUCGUAGCUGUAGUGCACAAUGUCAGAUGUUCCAAGCACAAACCACAAUCAGUUGAGUUAGCACAAACAACCCUACCCCAUCUGCAACAAUGUUCGUAAACAUUCAGAAAUGUGUUUUUCUACACGUCAAAUGACAUCCCCACUGUCUUCUUUCCUUAAAGAUUAAAUGUGAGGCCCCAAUGAAAGACAUUUCACUGAUGUUUUUUCGAAAUAUGCAAUUAUUCAUAUGGAAACAUUACACCUUGUGUGAAUAAUAAAGAUGUAUUUGUUUUA